AUGAACGCUACAACAUCAGAAUUUAGAGAAGUUGCUUCAGUAUUCAACGGUUUAAGUAAAAAUUUUUUUAAAAAAAAUAUUGAAAACAUUAUGGAUUAUAGAGUAUUUUUAGAACAGUCAAGGCUUAGUAUUAGGGAUUUACUUUUUAAUUCUAUACAACAAGGUUCAAUAAAAUAUAGUAUUAAAGUAGAGUCAACAUAUGAGAUUCCCAAUACAGACGUGAGAGAAAAUAGGGCAUUUAAAACAAAAUGUAGAUCGAUGUUUUUAGACACUGAUAUAAAUAAUAGUUUAGACGAAGAUUUUAUCAAAAUUAUACAGGAGGAGAAUGAUAUGAUGUUGAAAGGAAGCGGCUUUUCAUUAGUGAGUAUUGAUGGUAUUUUAAUCAAUAUUAAUAAAUACACGCCAUUGGGAGGUUCUUCUUAUAUACCACUACCCGAAUGUCUAGAAAGGAAAAAAGCGACAAUCAACGUACAAAAUACAGACAACAAAUGUUUUAAAUAUAGCAUCUUGGCCAAACUCGUCGACCCCGUAAAUAAUUUUCGAAUAGGAUCUAAUUACACGGAAGUAGAAAACAGCUACGAUUUUUCAAAUUUAAAUUUCCCCGUUACGCUAAACGAUGUUGGAAAAUUUGAAAAAAAAAAAUCCAGGAGUAUCAGUUAA
Messenger RNA from Macrosiphum euphorbiae (potato aphid), 660 nucleotides. The record is from the annotation of a GenBank genome assembly. Lineage: Eukaryota; Metazoa; Arthropoda; Insecta; Hemiptera; Aphididae.